AAAUGCAAAGAUGAGUGAAUAUGGUGUGUGAUAUCCCCCAAGUCUUUAAAUGUGGCAACCAAGUUAGCGUUAUACAUGAAUACAGACAGAGUGAUUGAUAGCCGCCAAACCAUUGAAUUAUAUGAUUUGGGCGCCACAACGCACUUUACACCCUACCAACGCCUCUUGAAAAACUAUAUAGAGAUACCCCCACAGUCUAUCAGCGCAGCCAAUCAAAACUCCUUCCCUGCAAUGGGAAAAGGAGACCUGAUGAUAAAUGUACCCAAUGGAGACAGGAAACCCACCAAAAUCACCCUGUGAGACGUGCUAUACACCCCAGCCCUGGCUCACACCUUAGUAUCUAUUGGCCGUAUUGACAAGGCUAGAUACAAGGCUAUUUCUAAUCAAGGGGAGUGUGUAAUAAAAAAACCCGCUGGUAGAGUCAUUGGCCAAAUCCCAAACGUCCCAAGGAUCAGCCAGCAUUGGACAUACAGCAAAAAUAUUACAUAGCAAUCGUGGAGGUGAAUUCCCAAGCACCAAAUUCAGUAACUACUUGAAUGAAAGAGGGAUCACUCGCAAACUCACCGUCCACGACACGCCAGAAAACAAUGGCGUGGCUGAGCGCCUCAACCGCACCCUACUCGAAAAGGUCCAAGCGAUGCUACGUAGUAGCGGCAUGCCGAAGUACCUGUGGGGAGAAGCAGUCAGACAUGCUGUGUGGCUGAAGAACCAUACCUCCAUGAAGGCUUUGGACAAUAUGACGCCACAUGAAGCGGCCCAUGGCACCAAGCCUGAU
This is a messenger RNA of Serpula lacrymans var. lacrymans S7.9, 775 nucleotides long. RefSeq lists its product as uncharacterized. The record is from RefSeq and is a predicted model, not a curated record. The transcript has 2 exons. Lineage: Eukaryota; Fungi; Basidiomycota; Agaricomycetes; Boletales; Serpulaceae. Bases 76 to 300 code for a protein of 74 amino acids.